Molecule: messenger RNA, 429 nt
Organism: Rotaria sp. Silwood2
Lineage: Eukaryota; Metazoa; Rotifera; Eurotatoria; Philodinida; Philodinidae
Source: the annotation of a GenBank genome assembly
AUGUAUCAAACCAUAUAUGACAAAUUACGUCAUCAACGGUUUGGCUUUAUUAAACAACAAUAUGAACUUUCAGAACAACUUCAAAAACUUGAUGAUCAUUAUCAUUUAAUUCAUUUCAAUUAUUUUUAUGAAUUUGGUCCAAGAUGUCAAUUCAAUCAACAGCUUUAUCAUCUUUGGUCUGAAUAUUUUGAUAAUCAUCCAAUCCUAUCCAAAGAAAAGUCGAAGAUUAUUCUAAUCAAAGCGCAAGACCAUUGUUCCAAUCCAAAUAUACAAACAAAACUUGACUAUCAAAUGCAAGAAUUUCGAGACGAACAAGGAAAAGCAUCAUCACACGUUGGAGAAGAAGAAGUAGAAGAAAAGUAUGAUGAAGGACACGAUGUGAAAGAUUUUAAUCCAAUGGACACUUUUAUCAGUAUUGAUUUACCAUAG